Sporothrix schenckii 1099-18 is the source of this 876-nucleotide messenger RNA. RefSeq lists its product as uncharacterized. Bases 1 to 876 code for a protein of 291 amino acids. The record is from RefSeq and is a predicted model, not a curated record. The transcript is spliced from 2 exons. NCBI's taxonomy places the organism in Eukaryota, Fungi, Ascomycota, Sordariomycetes, Ophiostomatales, Ophiostomataceae.
AUGGACGCAAUGGAGGGCAUCGUACCGACUACUGGAGUCUUGUCCAAGCUUUACGACGAGGCAUAUGGCAACGAAGAGUACAAGGCCUCUGCUUUUUGGCAGGUUUUCCUGCAAGCGAAUUUUCACGAAGAUUUGUACUUUGUUGUAUGCGAGUCCGCUCCCGCGAGCAAUUCCCGGCGCCGCGUCGACACCAUCAUCCGCCGUUACGAUCCAGACCACCACACGCUGAACUCCCUUUUGUUCAUCGACAGCAAGCAUUCUCAUGGAAGUCGUCUAGAAGCUGAUGAACAGGUCCUCGGUGCUGCACGUCUGGCAUUUGAGUCUGACUUGCUCGCGUCCAUAUACGUCAUGACGACGAUUGGGGACGGAAUACCGCGUCGGGGCAGCUACAACGCCGACAAUUAUGUCGACGCCAAAUCACAUCUUGCCGUCGACCUAUGGACUGCUAUCAGCUACAUGAAAGCAUGCCCGCCCCUCGGCGAAGCGCCCGUACUACUGAGCAAUGCUCCGCUGCCAAAUUCCGGCAUAGAGCAAUACGGAGCCUACGAUGACGGCGAGGCAGCCGACAUUGACGACCAAACGAAUCCUACGGACUUAGGGGAACCCUCCACGGAAAAUCCGGGGGGGCCAAGUACUGGUCAAGAGGGAUUGGACAACAGCACCAUCUUGACUCCUCGCCAGAUCAUGAGUCGUAUGUUAAACAAAAUUUUUGUUCAUAUUAGACUGGAACGCCAUACUUUCGGCCACGAUGUGGUGUUAUUCAGGGAUGAAAAGGGGGUGACAAGAUCUUCUUUCCUCCGGGACUGGCAUAAAAGGAAGAUUAACGAGUUCGAGAUGCAUGUUCAUAAAAAAUACUUCACCACGGAGUUGCUAUAA